AACACUGACGCGCAGCCAUUAGCCCUCACGUGUAGUGCUGCGUUAUGCAAACAUUGGAGUUCCCAGUCUGCUGCAUGAAACGUCUAACAUCUCAGGCUGAGAAAUGAAAGCGAAGUCGACGAAGUCAGCAGCUGCAUCGGAAUCAAAGAGUAGAAUGAGGAAAAGAGCCGGGGAGAAGAACUCUGGACCAACUCUCUCCAAAAAACUGCGAGACAAAAAGGAUGGAGAAACAUCCAAACAAGGGGCUCCCUUCAAGUCUACAGGAGUUCAGAAGAGAGAGAAGUAUGGGAGUGUCCUUCACUAUAUCUACAAGAGUACUCUGGGACAAAGUCUUCACUCACAGAUGAGACAGUGUCUUCAGGAACCUUUUGUCCGCUCGUUGUCAUCCUAUCAUUUCCACUCUGCUACCAGCCCCUUUGACCGCAGAAUCACCUGUCUGGAGUGGCAUCCCAGUCAUCCCACUACUAUGGCUGUGGGCUCCAAGGGUGGUGAUAUAUUUCUGUGGAACUAUGAGGCACCUGCAAAUAAAACCUUUCUCCAAGGGAGCGGAGCAGGAGACUUUAUCGGAGGGAUGAAGUUUUGCCCGACGGAUCUUUCCAAAGUCUAUGUGGCUUCCGGUGAGGGCACAUUGACCAUGCAGAGCUUUGAGGGCCGCACACCCACUGUUCUGUCCACAACUCAAGACUGUGGCCACGAUCACCACAAUGUUUGUUUCUGGUACUGCUGUCUCGAUGUGUCUGUGAGUCGACAGAUGCUUGUGACAGGAGACAAUGUCGGACAGCUUGUACUCCUGGGUUUGGAUGGCCAAAAGAUUUUCAGUGACAAGUUGCACAAAGCCAAAGUGACACAUGCAGAGUUCAACCCCCGUUGUGAUUGGUUGUUGGCGACAGCCUCAGUCGACCACACGGUAAAACUUUGGGACCUGAGAAACAUCAAAGACAAGAAGAGCUUCCUCCACGAGAUGCCUCACGAGAAAGCAGUCAACUCAGCCCAUUUCAACCCACUGGACUGCUCCAAGUUGCUUACUACAGAUCAGUACGACCAGAUCCGCGUUUAUUCAUCCUCUGAUUGGUCGAAGCCUCAACAUAUCAUCCAACAUCCACACAGACAGUUUCAGCAUCUCACACCCAUCAAGGCCACAUGGCACCCUAUCUAUGACCUCAUCGUGGCAGGACGCUACCCUGACGACCGAGUUUGCCCCGGAGAUCAGAGGACCAUCGACAUCUUUGAUUCCAACACGGCAGAGCUCGUGUUUCAGCUGCAAGAUCCCACUGUUUCAGGGAUCAAAUCUGUCAACAAAUUCAGUCCAUUGGGUGAUGUGAUUGCAUCUGGAAUGGGUGUAACGGUGCUGGUUUGGGAUAGAAAUGAGUCAUUGAUCAGCGAUCGGCAUGAAGAGCAGGCGGAAACCUCGACCUCAGUGGAGAGUUUAAGAGGCCAGCGGAGGAGUCGGCAGCAGCAGCGCUCCAGCAGGGACAGGAGAGGUCCUGCUUUGGAUGCAAAGCUCAAGAAGAAACUGGCUUCUUUGGAAGAAUCAGAGACCAAAACCAAGACCAAGACUGCUUGUACUAAACAAAAACAAGCAGAAAUGCGGAAGAAGUAAAUUGUAUCAGUGACCCCAAUUUGAUAUGAACCUUCCUCUGAAUAGAUUUUGGUUGUUAGAUUUGAUUCCGAGCAGAAUUAUAUAGUUGUCACUAUCUGAGGAGAUAUCUUUGGAGAAAGUGAACCCUGUGAGAAUAGUCACUUUAAUGACUCUUACUCACAUUGGACUCAUAUCUACACUUCUAAACCAUUCCCCAUCUUUCUGGAGCCCCCCUGGAACUCCCUCAGGGACCCCUGGUUGAGAACCGUUGAACUCUAUAGUCUCAUGGAUCAUAAAAAUGUAUAUAUUUCUUUGUUUACUGCUCAUUGUGUUUCUAACUUCAGGGAUUGAAUGUUUAAAAAGUGUUUCUGAUGUUCUUUUAAAAGCAG
Molecule: messenger RNA, 1968 nt
Organism: Plectropomus leopardus (leopard coralgrouper)
Lineage: Eukaryota; Metazoa; Chordata; Actinopteri; Perciformes; Serranidae
Gene: ddb2
Product: damage-specific DNA binding protein 2
Biological process (GO): DNA repair; response to UV
Cellular component (GO): nucleus; Cul4-RING E3 ubiquitin ligase complex
Molecular function (GO): protein binding; damaged DNA binding
Source: RefSeq, a predicted model, not a curated record